Galendromus occidentalis (western predatory mite) is the source of this 637-nucleotide messenger RNA. RefSeq names its product mitochondrial ribosomal protein S28 (gene mRpS28). The transcript is spliced from 3 exons. The record is from RefSeq and is a predicted model, not a curated record. Gene Ontology annotation, cellular component: mitochondrial small ribosomal subunit. Lineage: Eukaryota; Metazoa; Arthropoda; Arachnida; Mesostigmata; Phytoseiidae. Bases 105 to 599 code for a protein of 164 amino acids.
AUGCUUUCAGAGUGGUGUUGCGGCGAUAGCUGCUACCAAAUCGAAUCCACGGAAACAUUGGGAGGAUAUUGUGAAGUUCUCUGUUGUAUCCGACGAGCCGAGACAUGAUUAGAUGUCGACUCUCGCCGGUGCUGCGCACAGUUGCUAAUUCGAGGUCUUGCUCCCGGACGCCAUCAGAAGAUGCCGAGGAAACGGAGGCCGGAAAGAUCGCCAGUUUCGGCGAAGCUUUCAAGAAGCUGGAAUCAUUCAGAGAAAUCAAUAGUGAACCUAAGAAGGAGAAGGAGCCACCGUUCGCAACUCUGCUGCGGAACUCGAAGUUCGUCAAGCUCGGAAACCCGGAGAAGAAGAUCUUAGUCGGCAAAGUCUACAACGUCUUUGAAAACGAUAUAUAUGUCGAUUUCGGUGGGAAGUUCCCCGCUAUAUGCAAACGGCCCGCAAGAAGCGCAAUAGACAUCGUUCCUGGAACUUUCGUGCGGAUACGUCUCCUCGACAUGGAAAUUGCUUCACGGUUCCUGGGAGCGGAGCAGGACCUUUCUUUAUUGGAAGCGGACGCAACUCUGCUCGGCAUCGCUCAUGGCGCCAAAAAUAUCGAUUUGUGAAACCUUGAGUAGUUAUAGUAAAGAAAUUCAUGGAAACU